ACCUCGAUCCGUGAACCACGUGAACAUCAUCGAAAUACGUUCUCCGUUUCGUGAUCCAGUGUCUUCUACCAUUUUCAGUGAAUGUGAUCCAUAACUACGUUAUAUCGAACUCGUCGAGCCACGGAUUCGUCCAUCUUCGAUAUUUGCAGAUUUUAUUCGAUGGAUCGUUUUAGUUUUUUGCAACUGAUCUCCCAAGGAUUGCACUUUGAAUCGUCAGAUCCAUGAAGAGAUAAAAGGCAAAUAUUUUCGAUCGAGCACAUAGAGAACACUUAGACCGGCACACAAACACGGAAACAUCCCGGAAAAAGAAGGAAGACUUGUUCUGUUAUCAGAGUUAAUACUCCGAGUUAUCUUACAUACCGUAAUCGAUAUCAAGAAAAUAAUCAGGGCCUGUAAAUUGAUAGAGCUCAGAACUUUAAAGCAACUUCACCGGAUAACCUUCGAAUUCCGGAUCGAAUGCAAAUUUUAGCGAAAGAUCAUCGAAGUGCGUAUUCAUUGAGUUGUAAAGAAUAUUUCUUAAACUAAAGUGUUAACGAAGGAAGAUAAAGAAGGUGAUUCGAAGAUAUAAGAUGUCAUUGAUGCAGCGAAUAGUAAGAAAUUUCUACUCGUCCGCCAUUUUCGAUACGUGAUGCGCUGAGUGCAAACUCGCAAGGACGCAAUAAAUUGAACUUCUGGGAAUAUUCUGAAGAUAGAAGUACGGAAAUCUAGUUGUAACGUUUAACAGAAGAUAUAAACGUGUUAUGACAAUUGCUGGUGGACGUAUAAAUAGAUUUCGAGGAAAGAUGUCUGGAAAUUCUAAGCUUUGGUUGAUGUUGUGCGCUCUUCUGUGUGACCUGGCGAUUUGCGGGGCGGGAAUGGAUAAAACACCGAAGAUACACUCGAUUCCUUUGCAAAAUCAUACGGCAAUACCAGAAGCGUACAAAAACUUGACAGUAGUAGGAAAAUGCUGCGCAGAAGGGGAAGUUUUUGCGAAUCUUUCAGAACGGAGUUGCAGAACCGUGAACUCGUCGACAGAUCCAAUAUUUUCGCCUCGUUUUAGCAGAUUUAACAGAACUGGAUUGUUGGCUCCUGGUAAAAGACAAAGCACGUUCGUUGCAAUUGUUGGGAAUCCUUGCAAAGAUAAAAUGUAUGUUUUAGAACCUAAUGAGAGCAGUAUCGAUGCGAAUUAUUUAUUGAUAAAUGGAUCCGUGUUUGCGCCUCGAUUAGACCAGAUGAUGUUGCAGCCUGGAAUAGAUUAUUGCAUGGAUGUCAUUCCUGAAUUAGGACUGAGGACUGUCGUGUGCUUUUCUGAAUAUCGAAUAAUAGUGUCAGCAGACUCACGAAUCACAAUCUACGCCUGCGGUCUUCUAGUAUCCGUGCCAUUUCUGAUUCUCACCAUACUAGCAUACUCCAUUACUCCAAAAUUAAAGGACGUUUUUGGGAAAGCAUUGAGCCGCUACUGUGGCUGUUUAGCAUUGGCUUUUAUCAUCUUAGCAGUCACGCAAUUAGGAAACUUGCAUCUAUCGAGCGAAACUUGCAAUAGUAUAGGAUUCGUCAUCCAGUUCUCCUUCGUCGCGUGCUUCUUUUGGCUAAAUGCGAUGUGCAUCGAAAUGUGGUCCUUGGUGCGCAGCCACGUGGACAGGGACACAUACAGAAGAAUGAAGCCAAAAACGUUGUUCUUCUGGUACUCCUUAUGGUGUUGGGGUCCCUCGGUGAUACUUAUCCUCGUCUCGAUGAGUAUGGAUCUCAGCCCAACGAUACCGGCGACUUAUGUGAAAUCGAACUUCGGCAAGGAGAGCUGUCAGUUCAAAUCGAACGACAAAUCAAUGCCAUACUUUUACCUGCCGGUCGGGCUGCUGCUUCUAGGAAACGUGAUACUCUUCGUGCUGACAUUUAUCAAACUGACAAAGUAUCAGAAGGAUCUCGAUUUGAGACGACUCGCGAGGAAUCAAGAAUCCGAUCGAUUAGAUCGAAGAUUCCUCCGGCGUUUCAUGAGAACGACUUUCGUGUGUUUGAUAAUCUUCUUUCUGAUGGGACUGAACUGGACGAUGGAGUUGAUAUCCUGGUUCGUUCACGGGAAUUCCAUAGACUGGUCCACCUUCGAUCUCGUGAAUUCUCUGCAAGGUGUCCUUGUGUUCGGUUUGUUCGUUCUACGAAGGCCGCCGAGGGAUUUCGUUUGGCAGCGAGUGCAACAACUGCGAGGCAUGGACGUCGCUGAACAGGAAAGCAGAAGCUUGGAACUUUAUUUACUUCCUGUGAUGAACGGCGAUUCUACGCCCAGACAAACGAUCAUUCCGUGAAACUAGUUUUUGUAUUUGUGAAGAGUGAAUUAUCUGCUUUGGGAUGCUUACGAGUUU
Megachile rotundata (alfalfa leafcutting bee) is the source of this 2336-nucleotide messenger RNA. Its product is annotated as putative G-protein coupled receptor Mth-like 10. Gene Ontology annotation, cellular component: plasma membrane. The record is from RefSeq and is a predicted model, not a curated record. Gene Ontology annotation, biological process: G protein-coupled receptor signaling pathway; cell surface receptor signaling pathway. Gene Ontology annotation, molecular function: G protein-coupled peptide receptor activity. NCBI's taxonomy places the organism in Eukaryota, Metazoa, Arthropoda, Insecta, Hymenoptera, Megachilidae.